This is a messenger RNA of Ceratitis capitata (Mediterranean fruit fly), 1193 nucleotides long. RefSeq names its product splicing factor 3B subunit 4 (gene Spx). The coding region runs from base 76 to 1113 and encodes 345 amino acids. Lineage: Eukaryota; Metazoa; Arthropoda; Insecta; Diptera; Tephritidae. The record is from RefSeq and is a predicted model, not a curated record. The transcript has 3 exons. Gene Ontology annotation, molecular function: RNA binding. Gene Ontology annotation, cellular component: U12-type spliceosomal complex; nucleolus. Gene Ontology annotation, biological process: positive regulation of mRNA splicing, via spliceosome.
AUAUAUUAGUAUCGUUUUAUAUUUGCUUGCUAUUGGGAAAUUUUAUGAAAUAUAAACACACUUUCUAUCACUAACAUGGCUGCUGGACCGAUUGCUGAACGAAAUCAAGAUGCAACUAUAUACGUUGGCGGGUUGGACGACAAAGUUUCAGAGACAUUACUAUGGGAACUUUUUGUGCAAGCCGGUCCGGUUGUUAAUGUUCAUAUGCCCAAAGAUCGAGUAACGCAAAUGCAUCAGGGUUAUGGAUUCGUUGAGUUUCUAAGUGAAGAUGACGCAGAUUAUGCUAUUAAAAUUAUGAAUAUGAUUAAGCUCUAUGGAAAGCCGAUUCGAGUGAAUAAAGCCUCCGCACAUCAAAAAAAUUUGGAUGUGGGAGCAAAUAUCUUUAUUGGAAAUUUAGAUACCGAAGUGGACGAAAAACUGCUGUAUGAUACUUUUUCGGCGUUUGGCGUCAUUUUGCAAACUCCAAAAAUUAUGCGAGACCCAGAGACAGGAAAUUCGAAGGGUUUUGCAUUUAUUAAUUUUGCCAGCUUUGAGGCCUCUGAUGCAGCUAUGGAUGCAAUGAAUGGGCAAUAUCUUUGCAAUCGACCUAUUUCUGUUUCGUAUGCAUUUAAGAAAGACUCAAAAGGCGAGAGGCAUGGUUCGGCGGCAGAACGUUUACUAGCAGCACAAAAUCCAUCUUCACAUGCCGAUCGUCCACAUCAGCUGUUUGCGGAUUCCCCUGUACCCAGUAUGGUGCCGGUUAUUCCUGGUCAAAUAAUUCCACCACCACCGCUCAUGGCACCCCCACCUCCACCUGUGGCAAAUAAUAAUAUGUUGCCACCACCUCCACCAGUACCUCCACCACAGGUGGCAGGAUUUCCGGCAGCAAUACCGCCACCUCCUCUACCGCCGCUUUCAACUGGACAACCUCCAUUGCCCCCUCCAGUUGGUAUUCCACCACCUCCACGAAUGGCUGGCUACGGGGCAGCACCACAUCCACCUUUUUCAAAUGGUAUGCCGCCAGUGCCUCCACGACUACCUCAACAUAAUUGGAGACCGCAAGGAUUCCCGGCACCUCCAUUUCCACCUCGACCUUUUAAUGGGGACUCUUCUGCUGUAGGUUACCAGUACUGAAAAUAAUACCAUAAUUUAUCAAUACAUUCAUAUAAGUGUAAAUAUCUUAAUACAAUUAUUAAAUUAAAAAAAAUAAGAAA